This is a messenger RNA of Balaenoptera acutorostrata (minke whale), 1293 nucleotides long. RefSeq names its product STEAP family member 1 (gene STEAP1). Bases 170 to 1189 code for a protein of 339 amino acids. NCBI's taxonomy places the organism in Eukaryota, Metazoa, Chordata, Mammalia, Artiodactyla, Balaenopteridae. Gene Ontology annotation, cellular component: endosome; plasma membrane. The record is from RefSeq and is a predicted model, not a curated record. The transcript is spliced from 5 exons.
GACGGACAAUUGACAAGGGGGCGGAGUCUGCCCAGGCAGAGCAGGCUCGCGCUCCCGAGGCUCGGGCGCCGAGCGGGGCUGGCACCUCCGGGCCGGUUCUGCGGCCGCGACUUACCGUCAGAUCACGCCGAGAGACGGGUGGCUGAGGCCAUACUAUUUUAUAGAAUUAAUGGAGAGCAGACAAGACAUCACAAACCAAGACGAACUUUGGAAAAUGAAGCCCAGGAGAAAUCUAGAAGAAGAUGGUUAUUUGAAUAAGGAUCCAAGAGAGACCAGUGCACCGAAAAGACCUGUGCUUUUGCACUUGCACCAAACAACCCAUUGUGAUGAAUUUGAUUGCCUCCCAGAGCUUCAGCACAAACAGGAACUCUUUCCAAAGUGGCGUUUGCCAAUUAAAAUCGCUGCUAUCGUAUCAUCUCUGACUUUUCUUUACACUCUUCUGAGGGAAAUAAUUCACCCUUUUGUAACCUCCCAUCAACAGUAUUUUUAUAAAAUUCCAAUCCUGGUCAUCAACAAAGUCUUGCCAAUGGUUUCCAUCACCCUCUUGGCACUGGUUUAUUUGCCAGGUGUGAUAGCAGCGGUUGUGCAGCUUCAUAAUGGAACCAAGUAUAAGAAAUUUCCACAUUGGUUGGAUAGGUGGAUGGUAACAAGAAAGCAAUUUGGUCUUCUCAGUUUCUUUUUUGCUGUACUGCAUGCAGUUUACAGCUUAUCCUAUCCAAUGAGACGAUCCUACAGAUACAAGUUGCUAAACUGGGCAUAUCAACAGGUCCAACAAAAUAAAGAAGAUGCCUGGAUUGAGCAUGAUGUUUGGAGAAUGGAAAUUUAUGUGUCUCUAGGAAUUGUGGCACUUGCAAUACUGGCUCUGUUGGCUGUGACAUCUAUUCCAUCUGUGAGCGACUCUUUGACAUGGAGAGAAUUUCACUAUAUUCAGAGCAAACUAGGAAUUGUUUCCCUUCUGCUGGGCACAAUACAUGCAUUGAUUUUUGCCUGGAAUAAAUGGGUAGAUAUAAAACAAUUUGUAUGGUAUACACCUCCAAAUUUUAUGAUAGCUGUUUUCCUUCCGAUUGUUGUCCUGAUAUGCAAAGCCAUACUACUCCUGCCAUGCUUGAGAAAGAAGAUACUGAAGAUUAGACACGGUUGGGAAGAUGUCACCAACAUUAACAAAACUAAGAUGUCUUCCCAGUUGUAGAAUUGCUGUUUACACACAUUUUUGUCCAAUAUUGAUAUAUUUUAUCAUAAACACUUCAAAUUUGUAUUUGUUUAAUAAAAUGACCACUUGAGGAUCUUAACCUA